CAACAUGGCAGCCGGAGGCUUCCCUGACCAUUGCACCACGAUCAACCUUCCAACCGGCCUCACGUACACAUGCGUCCACUACCUAAAGCCUUCAAAGAGCAGCAAGCGGACCAUUCUCUUCCUUCAUGGCUUUCCGUCAUCCUCAUACGACUGGCACCACCAGAUCAAACACUUCGCGGACAAAGGCUAUGGAGUAAUCGCACCAGAUCUACUCGGGUACGGAGGCACUACAUCGCCUACCUCGCUCGAACCCUAUAAACUCAAAAACAUGUCGGAUGACAUCAUGGCCAUCCUUAAGCACUGUGGGGUAGAUGUGGAUGGAGGCAAGAAAGUCCACGUUGUCGGUCACGACUUCGGCGCCAUAUUCAUGAGCACGCUGAUCGCGUAUUAUCCCCAGAUAGCGCUUACGUGCGCCUUCCUCGCUGUGCCGUACACGCCGCCUGGCCGCAAGCUGGACCUGGAUGCUAUGAAAGUGCUGACGGAGCGCGAACUGGGCUUCGAGUUCUUCGGAUACCGGAGAUUCUUGAUGCGCGACGAUUCGUGGAAGCUGAUGGAUGAGCACAAAGAAAGCUUCUUUACGCUGAUCUACGGCCCUGAGGAGGGUAUGAUCAAGCACUUCCUCCCAGCCGGCGAGCUAGAAGCCUGGCUAAAGGCAGACCGGAAGGUGCCGCUGUUGGACUGGGUCACUCCUGAGUAUAAGGAGACGCGUGAUCGUAUCUUUUCGAAGGAAGGUGCCUAUCGCGGACCAACAGAUUGGUAUCGCGCGCGGUUCCGGGAGUUCCUAGGGAUUGACGAGGAGAUGGAGGAUAUUGGGCCGAAUCCGAAGUUGCCAUGUCCGACAAUGUUCAUGCAGAGUGCGGACUCGAAGAUGAUGGCGAAGGAGUGGACUGAGAGGACCAAGCUGUUUGCGGAUGACUAUGAGUAUGCGGAUGUUAAGGGUGGGAAGGGGCAUUGGGUACAGCUUGAGGCGCCGGCAGAGGUGAAUCGUGCCCUGGAGGAUUUUCUUGAGCGACAUGCAUCCUGAAUAUGGGGGUUUUCUG
Molecule: messenger RNA, 1040 nt
Organism: Trematosphaeria pertusa
Lineage: Eukaryota; Fungi; Ascomycota; Dothideomycetes; Pleosporales; Trematosphaeriaceae
Product: alpha/beta-hydrolase
Exons: 1
Coding region: 5-1024 (339 amino acids)
Molecular function (GO): catalytic activity
Source: RefSeq, a predicted model, not a curated record